AUUUCCUGUGAUUCAAUGAAAUCUGUGAUCAGUGAUAUGUAUGACUGUAUUAUUACUUUUCAUGUGAAAGCUCACUUAAUUCGGUGAUUAUUUUCAGCUUAUGAGUGAUCAUGAUUUUGUAAAAUCUGUGCUAAAGUUCGCUGAGCAGUUGGUGAAACACUCGCAAAACCCAUACCUCUACCAGUUCUCUUACAAAGGUGUCUUGGGUUUUCACAGAAAUCAGUCAGAGACGAUGCACAGGGGCGAUCUUACUUUCGACAAACAGCUUAUAAGCAAAACGCUAGUCGCAGAAGCUAUACAUAACGCUAAGGCUAACAGUGUUUGCAAGACUUUAAUAAAUUUGAAUAAUGAUUUUGAUAAAGAAACUAAUAAAGAAAAUGCUUUGAUCUAUGAUAGUAAUGGUGAUAUAAAAGUUGUAGCCGAUCGUAGUGGCGAUUUAUACUACGCGAGAGAAGGCGAAGCGCAGAAUAAAUCAGCUUUCAUUUCGACCAUGAAUUCUAAAAAUGUCAAACUAUGGCAUCGUAGAUUAGGACAUUUGAACUUUCAGGAUUUGAAUUCUUCAUUGAAGAAAGGAAGAUUAGGUGGAUUAUUCUUCUUACUAUUAUAA
This is a messenger RNA of Acanthoscelides obtectus, 607 nucleotides long. The record is from the annotation of a GenBank genome assembly. Lineage: Eukaryota; Metazoa; Arthropoda; Insecta; Coleoptera; Chrysomelidae.